Molecule: messenger RNA, 4170 nt
Organism: Colletotrichum truncatum
Lineage: Eukaryota; Fungi; Ascomycota; Sordariomycetes; Glomerellales; Glomerellaceae
Product: p-type ATPase
Biological process (GO): phospholipid translocation; endocytic recycling; post-Golgi vesicle-mediated transport
Cellular component (GO): plasma membrane
Molecular function (GO): ATP binding; magnesium ion binding; ATP hydrolysis activity
Source: RefSeq, a predicted model, not a curated record
AUGGACGAAAAGCAUGAUCAACAAGAUAAGCCGCCGCCAGGCAAUGCGCCGUGCGGCCCCGACGGCGUCUCUCCGGGGAAAUCGCGGUGGUCCGAUGCGUCGCCGAGGCGUGAUGCGCUCACCUGGUGCAGAAGCGUCUUCUUCGAGAUCGUCCUUGGUCGAAAGUCUUUACCACCAUCCAAGAACGGACGCCAAAUCCCUCUUCGCCUUGAUCAGGAGACACCACUAAGUGACGAAAGAAGGGGUGGCCAUCCUUACGUUUCCAACGCCAUCCGAACGUCACGAUACACGGUAUAUGACUUCAUACCAAAACAAUUGUUUUUCCAGUUCUCUCGCAUCGGCAACUUUUACUUCCUAUGCGUCGGUGUGCCACAGACUGUACCUGGACUUUCGACGACUGGUAAUUUCACUACGAUUUUACCUCUGCUGUUCUUUGUUUUAGUCACUGUCGCGAAAGAAGGCUACGACGAUUUCAAACGCCACAGGCUGGACAAAGUGGAGAAUGCAUGCGUAGCAAAGGUCCUUAAACACCACAAACGGCGCAAUGAUGCAACUCACCAGAACUGGUUGUCGAAGCUUCGGAAUAAGAUCGGAGGGAAAGAUGACCUGGAGUCAUAUGACUCGGAUGAGCCAUGGAUGGCGACAAAAUGGGCCGAUAUCGAGGUUGGAGACGUAAUAAAGCUGAAGCGAGACGAAGCGAUUCCGGCGGACAUUGUACUAUUGCAUGCCGAUGGAGAGAAUGGUUUGGCCUACAUCGAGACAAUGGCCCUCGACGGUGAAACGAAUCUCAAAAGCAAGCAAGUAUCGACCGCCAUCAGAGGCUGUGACACAGUCGAGGGGAUCAACGCAUGCGAUGCCGAAUUUGUUGUCGAAGACCCGAACCCAGAUUUAUAUACGUUUAACGGCAAGGUUACCGUUGACGGAAAGUCGUUGCCGCUGACUUCGGUCGAAGUCAUUUACCGCGGAAGCAUUCUACGCAAUACUAGAUGCGCCAUCGGUAUCGUCGUCAACACGGGAGAGGAGUGCAAGAUCCGUAUGAACGCCAAUCAGCACCCCAAAGCUAAGAAGCCCGCACUCGAAACUGUGGCCAACAAGAUUGUGCUCACCCUAGCCUUUUAUGUCGUGGUUUUGUCUGUCGGCUGUUCUGUGGGCUACAUAAUGUGGCAGCGAUCGCAGGAGCGAAGAACAUGGUAUCUCCAAGACGCCCAAGUCAAGCUCCACGAGAUAGUCAUCGGCUACAUCAUUCAGUUCAACAACGUCAUUCCACUGGCCCUCUAUGUCAGUCUCGAGAUUGUCAAAGUUGGCCAGCUGCUCAUGCUCAAUUCCGACAUUGAGAUGUAUCACCCCGAAACGGAUACGCCGGCUCGUUGCAAUACCAACACCAUCCUAGAAAACUUGGGUCAAGUUGGCUACAUAUUUACCGACAAGACCGGAACUCUUACUGAGAACGUCAUGAAGUUCCGCAAAUUGAGCAUCGCAGGAACGGCAUGGCUUCAUCAACCCGACGUGGAUCUGGAGUGCGAAAACAGCUCAACCGACACCCUGUCCGAAGCGAAAAAGGGCCCCCGAGUCUCGACACAGUACAUCCGGCCCGAGGCUAGUACAGAUGAUUAUCUCCAGUCCCCAACAUCUUUCGGUAGGCCUUCAAUGGCCCGCUCCAGGGCGCCUUCUACACGGAGGUCAUCCUCGCAAUGGAGGUCAACAGGCCGCCCUGACCACGUUCAACCUGAAGUCACGACCAAAGACCUCUUGGAGUUUAUCUCCUUGAGGCCCCAUUCGCUGUUCGCUAGGAGGGCAAAAGACUAUAUCCUCGCCAUGGCCCUGUGCCACACUUGUCUCCCAGAAAUGAGAGACGGAGAGAUAGAGUACCAGUCUUCUUCCCCAGACGAGCUAGCAAUCAUUCAGGCCGCCCAAGAGCUCGGAUAUACAGUCAUUGGUCGGUCUUCCACAAGCAUCACCCUGCGUCUUGCCUCGGAACCUGAAAAGGACCUUACUUUUGAGAUUCUGGACGUCAUUGAGUUUAGUAGCCACCGGAAGAGAAUGUCCAUCAUCGUCCGAUACCCCGAUGGACGGAUCUGCAUCAUUUGCAAAGGCGCCGACUCGGUUAUCCUCCCAAGACUCAAGAUGGCAAAUCUGGCUUUGCAAAAGGCCCAGGAUGUGAGAAAGAGCGCUGAUCUCGAACACGAGCUUCUGAGGAAGAGCGAGCAGCAAGAGCCAAGGAUUAGCAUCGGCGGUCGCGCGAGCAUGACGCUGCGACGAAGUUUAGCCUUACAGCGAAAUGCGCCCGGGCCAAGCUCAAGACCACUGAUGGAUCGUAGUGUAUCAUUUGAGGCAAGCAAGCUACGGAAAUCUGGAGACUAUUUACGUCCGUCCAUCACCAUCCGCACCCCUUCCUUUGAAGCUUCACCCACUACAUCUGGCCUGGCACAUCAGACUCCUGAAAAGUUUGCCUUUCUUGACGACCCCGCAAUUGCGGACGACUCGACCAUUUUUACAAGAUGCUUUAAGCACCUCGACGAUUUUGCCACUGAAGGCCUCCGCACUCUCUUGUUUGCGCAAAAGUUCAUCCCCGAGCAGGACUAUCGCGCUUGGAAGCAGUCUUUCGACGACGCAGCCACCAGUUUGACCGACCGCCAAGAGAAAAUUGAGGCUGCAGCAGAGACGAUCGAGCAGUCUUUCAAUCUUGUCGGCGCCUCCGCCAUUGAGGAUAAGCUUCAGGAGGGUGUUCCGGAGACAGUUGAUAAGCUUCGUCGCGCCAACAUCAAGAUUUGGAUGUUGACGGGUGACAAGCGUGAGACGGCCAUCAAUAUCGCACAUUCUACCCGGAUUUGCCAACCGGUUUCGGAUCUCUACACACUCGAUGUUACCAAAGGAGACCUUUCUGGUCAACUGCUUGCAUUGUCGGAAGAUUUACACUCUGGCAUGGUUCACAGCGUUGUGGUUAUUGACGGCCAAACUCUAGCCGCCGUCGAGAAGUCUCCCGAAUUGACAGCGCAGUUCUACUCUGUUGUCCCACUUGUCGACUCCGUCAUUUGCUGUCGAGCAUCACCUGCACAGAAGGCACUCAUGGUCAAGACGGUGCGGUCGCAGCUACGCAAAAAGAGAGGGGGUCGCAUGGGCUACGGUCUCACUCUUGCCAUCGGUGACGGCGCCAACGACCUGGCCAUGAUCUCCGCUAGUCACGUCGGCGUCGGCAUCUCAGGCAACGAGGGUCUUCAAGCUGCACGAGUGGCUGAUUAUGCAAUUGCUCAAUUUCGAUUUCUACAACGGUUGCUGCUGGUCCAUGGCCGAUGGAACUACGUUCGAACUGCCAAGUUUAUCCUGUGUACUUUCUGGAAGGAGAUGUUCUUCUACCUCCCGACUGCGCUUUACCAACGAUACAAUGGAUACACGGGAACAUCGCUGUACGAAAUGGCCAGCUUGACCGUCUUCAACACGCUCUUCACCAGUCUCUGCGUCAUCUGCAUGGGUAUCUGGGAACAAGACCUCAGCGCUGACACGCUCCUCGCUGUGCCGGAGUUGUAUGUGUACGGACAGAGAAACAUGGGUCUCAACCUGGCCAAGUACACCGGAUGGAUGUUCUCCGCGGCGUGUCAAGGUGUACUGGCCUACUGGGGCGUCUGGGCGGGAUAUGUGUGGUUUGCACACUCGAGCGACCAGGGUCUCUUUGCUGUGGGUGAUCUUGCGUUCACUGUUGGUGUCGUUUGGAUUAAUUAUAAGUGCUUCAUCCUCGAGACACAUCACAAAUCAGCAAUUGUUAUGGGGUCAUUCUUCAUCACUUUUUCAGGGUGGUGGGCUUGGAAUGCCUUUCUUUCGGGCAUUUAUACCCCCGCACCGAGCCCGUAUGCAGUUCGAGACGGGUUCUCAAAGAUCUUUGGUGCGGAUCCUGUCUGGUGGUUGACGCUCAUAAUCGUCACCCUCGUGUUUAUUCUAAUGGAGACCAUCUUCCGCACUUUUCAGCGGAGCAUGAUCUUGAACGGCAUGUGGAGAUGGCCUUGGGUCCGGAAGGAGAACGAUGUUUGCGCCGACGAGUGGCGCUUGGAGCUAUGGCAGGAACUAGAGAAAGACCCUGCAGUGAGAGAGCGAUUGAAAAAGCUAGCUCGCGAUGAGCCUGAAGAGGAGGAGGAGGAAGGAGACUUUGACGUCGCCGUCUUGGAGAGGACGGGAUAA